Molecule: messenger RNA, 381 nt
Organism: Strongylus vulgaris
Lineage: Eukaryota; Metazoa; Nematoda; Chromadorea; Rhabditida; Strongylidae
Source: the annotation of a GenBank genome assembly
AUGACAGGCGGAGGCGACGAGAGCGAUGAUGACAGUGAUGGUGGUGAGGAAUCUAAAGGAGAUGGAAAAAACCGCGCGGAUGGAGUAGCAACACCUUCGAGUGAGUCCAGCGAGGAUGUUGGCGCAUUCAAAACUCCACUAGGGGUGCCACGAAAGAGUAGUAAGCAAACGACCAACUCAUCAGGUAUGUUAUCCGUACUCAUUCUUGGAGCGCUAAGUCUCGCCACCUUUCGCAAUUCGAAACCUUAUGACAAAAAUCAUCCUCAACAAAAGGAGACGGGAAUAAUGCGGCUGAAGCAAGCUCACGACGGUCUGGUAGAAAUGGUGAUGAUUCCGAAAAAAGUGGCACCAACAGUAAAAAUUCUGAUGACUUCGAUCUAA